Pipra filicauda (Wire-tailed manakin) is the source of this 5202-nucleotide messenger RNA. It is a transcript of the gene HDAC4, whose product is annotated as histone deacetylase 4. Bases 322 to 3582 code for a protein of 1086 amino acids. Gene Ontology annotation, biological process: chromatin organization; negative regulation of transcription by RNA polymerase II. Gene Ontology annotation, cellular component: histone deacetylase complex. NCBI's taxonomy places the organism in Eukaryota, Metazoa, Chordata, Aves, Passeriformes, Pipridae. The record is from RefSeq and is a predicted model, not a curated record. The transcript is spliced from 27 exons. Gene Ontology annotation, molecular function: histone deacetylase activity.
AUGGCGGGUCCCGUCACGGGCUGAGUCCGUCGGUGGCGCGCUCGGCGCCGGGGGGGGAGCCCACCGCCGCGCCGCUUCCCCGCCUCGUCCGCCGCACAGGUUCCCAUUUUAAAAGCCAUUAGAAGAUAUUCUGCCACCCUCUUGGAUUACUUCCCAUACAACUCAGCAUGUCACUGUGCCCUGGAUUUUAUAAGGUGGCCAUGAUUUAAUCCCCACUUCCAAUUCCUAUGUAUUGGUGAAGCUUUGGAGCUCUUUUGAGCUGCUCUUACUCCGUGGAACUGAUCUCGAGUCCCUUCUCCCAAGGACUAGACACUACCAGCAAUGAGCUCCCAAAGCCAUCCAGAUGGGCUUUCUGGCAGAGACCAGCCAGUGGAGCUGCUGAAUCCACCUCGAGUGAACCACAUGCCCAGCUCUGUUGAUGUGACCACAGCACUGCCCUUGCAAGUUGCCCCGAGUUCGGUGCCGAUGGAUCUGCGCCUGGACCACCAGUUCUCCAUGCCGGUGACGGAGCCCACGCUGCGGGAGCAGCAGCUGCAGCAGGAGCUGCUGGCGCUGAAGCAGAAGCAGCAGAUCCAGAGGCAGAUCCUGAUCGCGGAGUUCCAGCGGCAGCACGAGCAGCUCUCCCGGCAGCACGAGGCCCAGCUGCACGAGCACAUCAAACAGCAACAGGAGAUGUUGGCCAUGAAGCACCAGCAGGAGCUGUUGGAGCACCAGAGGAAGCUGGAGCAGCACCGGCAGGAGCAGGAGCUGGAGAAGCAGCACCGGGAGCAGAAACUUCAGCAGCUGAAAAACAAGGAGAAAGGAAAAGAGAGUGCAGUGGCAAGCACAGAAGUGAAGAUGAAAUUGCAGGAAUUUGUCUUAAAUAAGAAGAAGGCCUUGGCCCACCGGAAUCUCAACCACUGCAUCUCCAGUGACCCUCGCUUCUGGUACGGGAAGACCCAGCACAGCUCUCUGGACCAGAGUUCCCCUCCCCAAAGCGGCGUAUCCGGCACCUACAACCACCCGGUCCUGGGGAUGUACGAUUCCAAAGACGACUUCCCGCUCCGGAAAACAGCCUCUGAACCCAACCUGAAGCUGAGAUCCAGGCUAAAGCAGAAGGUGGCAGAGAGGAGGAGCAGCCCCCUCCUGCGCAGGAAGGACGGGCCGGUGGUGACGGCGCUGAAGAAGCGCCCACUGGACGUCACAGACUCUGCAUGCAACAGUGCUCCUGGAUCUGGUCCCAGCUCUCCAAACAACAGCUCCAACAACAUCAGCACCGAGAACGGGAUUGCGGGAUCGGUCACGAGUAUCCCGGCAGAGCCCAGCCUGGCCCACAGGCUCGUGAACCGCGAGGGCUCCGUGACGCAGCUCCCGCUCUACACCUCUCCUUCCCUGCCCAACAUCACGCUCGGCCUGCCUGCCACCGGCCCUUCCAGCGCGGGAUCAGCCCAGCAGGACGCGGAGAGACUCGCUAUCCCAACCCUGCAGCAGCGGAUCUCCCUCUUCCCUGGAACUCACCUCACUCCCUACUUGAGCACUACAACGUUGGAAAGGGAUGGGGGAACUGCACAUAACCCUCUCCUGCAACACAUGGUCUUACUGGAACAGCCAACUGCACAAACUCCCCUAGUCACAGACUGGUAUCUUUCAGGACUGCCCCUCCACGCACAGCCCCUGGUUGGAGGCGAGCGGGUCUCCCCUUCCAUCCACAAGCUGCGGCAGCACCGCCCGCUGGGGCGCACCCAGUCCGCGCCCCUGCCCCAGAACGCCCAGGCCCUGCAGCAGUUGGUGAUCCAGCAGCAGCACCAGCAGUUCUUGGAGAAACACAAACAGCAAUUCCAGCAGCAGCAGCUGCACAUCAACAAGAUUAUAUCCAAACCCAACGAGCCAGCCCGGCAGCACGAGAGCCACCCCGAGGAGACGGAGGAGGAGCUGCGGGAACACCAGGCCCUCCUGGAGGAGCCCUACGGCGACCGGGCCGCGGGCCAGAAGGAGGCCCCGGGACUGGCCAACGUGGUGCAGGUGAAGCAGGAACCCAUCGAGAGCGAUGAGGAGGAGGCAGAGCCUCAGCAGGAGCUGGAGCCCGGGCAGAGACAGGCGGAGCAGGAGCUGCUCUUCCGUCAGCAAGCCCUUCUCCUGGAGCAGCAGCGGAUCCACCAGCUGAGGAACUACCAGGCGUCGCUGGAGGCGGCCGGAAUGCCCGUGUCCUUUGGGGGACACCGGCCCCUGUCCCGGGCACAGUCCUCUCCAGCCUCAGCCACCUUCCCAAUGUCCGUGCAGGAGCCCCCCACUAAGCCAAGGUUCACAACAGGCCUCGUGUAUGACACCUUGAUGCUGAAGCACCAGUGUACCUGUGGAAACACCAACAGCCACCCGGAGCACGCGGGGAGGAUCCAGAGCAUCUGGUCCAGGCUCCAGGAGACGGGGCUGCGGGGCAAGUGUGAGUGCAUCCGUGGAAGGAAGGCGACUCUGGAAGAGCUGCAGACGGUUCACUCGGAAGCCCACACGCUGCUCUACGGCACAAACCCUCUGAACAGGCAGAAGCUGGACAGCAAGAAGCUUCUAGGUUCUCUAACGUCGAUGUUUGUCAGGCUGCCUUGCGGUGGUGUCGGGGUCGACAGUGACACCAUUUGGAACGAAGUGCACUCGUCGGGGGCCGCCCGCCUGGCCGUGGGCUGUGUCAUCGAGCUGGUCUUCAAAGUGGCCACAGGAGAACUCAAGAAUGGAUUUGCCGUUGUCCGGCCCCCGGGUCACCACGCAGAGGAGAGCACCCCCAUGGGUUUCUGCUAUUUUAACUCCGUGGCAAUCGCAGCGAAGCUGCUCCAGCAAAGGCUCAACGUGAGCAAAAUCCUGAUAGUGGACUGGGAUGUCCACCAUGGGAAUGGGACUCAGCAGGCCUUCUACAACGAUCCCAAUGUCCUUUAUAUCUCACUGCAUCGCUACGAUGAUGGGAAUUUCUUCCCAGGCAGCGGCGCUCCCGACGAGGUUGGCACAGGAGCAGGAGUUGGUUUCAACGUUAACAUGGCAUUUACUGGUGGCCUGGAUCCACCCAUGGGAGACACGGAAUAUUUAACUGCUUUCAGGACCGUGGUCAUGCCCAUUGCCAACGAGUUUGCCCCGGAUGUGGUGCUGGUGUCGUCCGGUUUCGACGCGGUGGAAGGACAUCCCACCCCCCUGGGAGGGUAUAACCUGUCAGCAAAAUGCUUCGGGUACCUGACGAAGCAGCUGAUGGGCCUGGCCGGGGGCCGGGUGGUCCUGGCCCUCGAGGGUGGCCACGACCUGACCGCCAUCUGCGACGCCUCCGAGGCCUGCGUGGCUGCUCUGCUGGGCAACGAGCUUGACCCUCUUCCAGAGAAGGUUUUCCAGCAGAGAGCCAACGCCAAUGCGGUGCAUUCCAUGGAGAAGGUCAUCGAGAUCCACAGCAAGUACUGGCACUCCCUGCAACGUUCUGCCUCCACAGUGGGCUAUUCCCUGGUGGAGGCUCAGAAGUGUGAGAACGAGGAGGCAGAGACGGUGACGGCCAUGGCCUCGCUGUCCGUGGGCGUGAAGCCAGCAGAGAAGAGACCUGAGGACGAGCCCAUGGAAGAGGAACCUCCCCUGUAGCAUUAACCUUCGAGCUGGAGUUCUCCUGUCUGUUCGUCUUCGUCUCGAAGCUCUGCCAAGAAGCUUUCUCUUGUUACUCCUGCGUCCUGUCGCGGUUAAUUCCAGAACACGGGAAGGACAGCCAGGUGUAAAGCAAAGCAACCGACAACAAAACCGGAAUCUCUGCGUAUCUUUGAGUCUCUGUUUGCCGAAAAAUGCUGGUGAAGAGCAGCAAAGGACUGACAAUGUUGGGUGCUCUUCCUCUGGUCCUCACUGGGAGCGGAACGAGGAACGACGCCCGGGAAGUCUUUGGCAGAGUUGCCAAAAAACACACACAAAAAAAUAUAAAGAAAUCAAAGCUUCAACAACAAACACACGCGAAAAUAAAACAAACCUUAACAUAAAACUGGUGCUUACAAGCUGAUGACCCACAACUGAGCAAUCUCCGCUUGAACCACUCGGCCCAUCGUGUAGUUUCAUUUCUUGGAUAUUUUGGAAUGGCUCUUGCCUGCCUGGGAGUCAGCGACAGCUCCUGUCGGAACGGGAACUCUGGGAGAUGGUGUAUUUUUAACGGGGAGGGACAGGGAAUGAGGGACUCAUCUGACAUCUAAAGGAAAGGGAAGGAGAAAGGGGGAAACGUGAGCCCAGAUGGAGUCGGCUUUAUGGUCUCCAAAGCCAUCUGAAGAUGAGUUUGUGCCUUUUUUUCUAAUUGAUGGAUUUGGUGCAGCUGGAUUUUCUGAAGUUUGAGGAACAAUGCCUUAAGUAAAAAAAAAAAAAAUAAAAACAAACAAACAAAAACCACAAAGAACACAGCAGUUCCUGAAUAUUUUUCCUCUGGUUGGGAAAGCCAAGAACUGCCAUCAGGAAGGAAGACUUUUUGGCUUGUGCUGGCAUGAUGGUGGGAAGCAGGCAUCAGCUGAACGGAGCGUCUCCAAAAACUCUCGACAAGUUUGGAUUUGUUUUGUUUUCUUUCAUUGCUGUUUCAAAAAAAAAAAAAAAAAAAAGGAAAAAAAAAAGAAAAAAAUAAGGUAGUUGCCAAAAAAAGUGGCAAAUACUGUUGGGUCUUUGAAAUUCAACCAUUUUUAACAACAAAUUUUCCAAUGUUUUCUCUCUCUUCUACAUUAUCUGGCAAUUGAACUUAUCGAUUUGGUUGUCGAAGCAUGUAUUAGACACAACUGCAGGUUUUAAGACUGGAAUGCUUUUUAUUAAAAGCAACUAGCAUGAGAUAUUGCUUAAAUUGUUAGGUAUAAAUAUAUAUGUGUAUAAUGUAUAGUCCAAAUGUAUUCCAAGCUUAGAAACCGGAUUCCUAUGAAUUAUUGAGAAAAAUAUUUAUGAUGCAUUUCUAGGAAAAAAAGAAAAAAAAAGAAAUAUAUGUAAUAAAUGCAUACUCUAACAGUAGCUAUUGGAAGCUCCCUAGGGAGAGAUUUGGGAAUUGGAACGUCCAAGGUGCUUUUGGAAAAGGAUCCAGGUUGAAACAUGAGGACUUUUCAGGUGACAGGUUGGGAAGUUUUUCAGAAAGCCAACACUUGAGCCACUGGGCAACUACCCUAAACAUUUGUAUUUUAAUUUAAGGUUUUUAGUUGUGAUCCUUUUCUAACAAAGACAAGAAAACAAAGAGUUUUUUAUAGCGAAGACGAUGAA